Drosophila subpulchrella is the source of this 1608-nucleotide messenger RNA. RefSeq names its product serine protease 44. Gene Ontology annotation, molecular function: serine-type endopeptidase activity. NCBI's taxonomy places the organism in Eukaryota, Metazoa, Arthropoda, Insecta, Diptera, Drosophilidae. The record is from RefSeq and is a predicted model, not a curated record. Gene Ontology annotation, biological process: proteolysis. The transcript is spliced from 3 exons. The coding region runs from base 1 to 1608 and encodes 535 amino acids.
AUGUGGAUUUGGCUGCUGCUUCUACCACUUUUAAAAGCGUUCUCUACGAAAGCCCUUUUCGAACAGUGUAACCACCAAGUGAAACUGCAAUCGGGCCAGAAACUGCUCAUCAACUCGCCCUAUUACCCGGCCCUGUAUCCGGUGGGCACUUCCUGUCGCUACGCCGUGGAGGCUCCCAAGGAUCAGGUGCUGCAGUUUAAGUGUGAACUCCAACUGCAGACGCUUUCAACGGACUCUAAAUGCCGCAAGGAGGUGUUUCACUUCAAUUCCGAGGGCGACGAGGUGUUAACAAGUUCGGAAUACUUUUGUGGCAGCGGAAAAUUCGAGCGCAAAAGUUUUCUCAAUCGUGCGGUGAUUUCGUACAUUUCCAAUGGACGUUCGGAGCCGCCCUCAACAGUCAAGUUAAAGGAUAAACUCUCGGCGGGAACAACUGCGAGUACAACUACCGAGGCACCACAAGAUGUUUCAAUAGAGGAGCAGGACGAGGAAGAAGACGAGGAGGAGCAGGAGGAUUCGGAGAACUCAGAGGAACCCGAGGAGGACCUCAGCGACGAGGUGCUGCACGUGUUGCAGGAUGUGGGCGUCAGUGAUGCCCUGGCCUAUGUGGCCUCCCUACUUUACAAUGACGAAGAGUCCAGAAAGUCUAGCACUACUAUUUACCUUGACGCAUUGCCAAUUCGGAGCAGCUCAAAGACUUCCGUGAAACGUGCUCGGAUUGUUUCCAGCUACCCGCUUGCCCCAUCCCCAUCACCUGGUCCCGGAGGAGGACGCUUCACCUGCCUGGUGGAGGCCUUCCAGCCCACGUGCAGCUGCGGCUGGAGCCGGCUUCCCCGAAUAGCCAGUCCCACCAACGAAGAGGCUUUCCUGCACGAGUUCCCGCCAAUGGCCGGUGUCCUGACCAAGAAGCACGGAAGGGUCUUCUGCGGCGCAGCGAUCAUUCACCAUCAUUAUAUGCUGUCGGCCGCCCACUGCUUUCUUGGCCCGGAGACUAGCAGCGCUGCCAAGCUCCGAGUGGUGGUGGGCGAGCAUGAUUUGGCCAGUGCCUUCGAGACGUUCGCCACCCGCUACUACGACCUGGACGCCCUGAUCCUGCACGAGGACUUCAGCCAGGCGAACGGACAUCCAAAGAAUGAUAUCGCUCUGCUGAGGACGCGAACGGCGAUCGUGUGGAGCCGGCAUGUGGGUCCUGCCUGUCUGCCACUGCAACAGGCGGAGGAUGGCAGGAAGCUACCGCUGGCGGGUCACCAGGUGGUUGCCGCCGGGUGGGGCACGACAUCCUACGGCGGCCCACAGACCCACCGCCUGCUGAAGGCCACAUUGGAUGUGAUCGACGGCCAGCGGUGCAGGCAGGCCUUGACUUCCGCCGGUGGGGUAGCGCCACCGCCGCACACCUUCUGCACCUACACGCCCGGGCGGGACACCUGUCAGUACGAUUCGGGCGGAGCUCUUUACGAGCGGAUCAACGGACGCCUGGUGGCCGUGGGCAUAGUCAGUUUUGGCCAGGGCUGCGCCACUCAGCAACCAUCGGUCAACACUCGCGUCGCCUCCUUCAUCAAGUGGAUUCGGAGCAAAAGCCCCGAGGUGGCCUAUUGUCCUGGCAGAAUAUAG